AUGGCUCUCCAGCGCCUUGUCACGAGCGUCCAGAUGGAGCUUGCUGCCCACGGCGCCUGCGACCACGACCACGACCACGAGGCCGAUGAGCUCAACGACGCGCUCUGGCACGCGUGCCCCAAGUCCAAGGUGACGCCGUCGCGCAAGAAGAUCCGCAACAACGACCCGUCCAAGCGCCUCAAGAACAUCGUGCACCUCCAGUCGUGCGAGCACUGCGGCACGAAGAAGCUUCGCCACAGACUAUGCAUGGACUGCUUCAAGAAGGGCACGUACUUUACGAGCUAA
Molecule: messenger RNA, 285 nt
Organism: Saprolegnia parasitica CBS 223.65
Lineage: Eukaryota; Oomycota; Saprolegniomycetes; Saprolegniales; Saprolegniaceae
Exons: 2
Coding region: 1-285 (94 amino acids)
Biological process (GO): translation
Cellular component (GO): mitochondrial large ribosomal subunit
Molecular function (GO): structural constituent of ribosome
Source: RefSeq, a predicted model, not a curated record